Pipistrellus nathusii (Nathusius's pipistrelle) is the source of this 1497-nucleotide messenger RNA. The record is from the annotation of a GenBank genome assembly. NCBI's taxonomy places the organism in Eukaryota, Metazoa, Chordata, Mammalia, Chiroptera, Vespertilionidae.
AUGUCCUACCCGCAGGGCUACUUGUACCAGCCGUCCGCCUCGCUGGCGCUCUACUCGUGCCCCGCGUACAGCGCCGGCGUCCUGUCGGGGCCCCGCACGGAUGAGCUGGGCCGCUCGUCGUCGGGCUCCGCGUUCUCGCCCUACGCCGGCUCCACGGCGUUCUCGGCGCCCUCGCCGGGCUACAGCUCGCACCUCCAGUACGGCGCCGCCGACCCCGCCGCGGCCGCCGCCGCCGCCUUCUCCUCCUACGUGGGCUCUCCCUACGACCACGCGCCGGGCAUGGCGGGCUCCUUGGGGUACCACCCCUACGCCGCGCCCCUGGGCUCCUACCCGUACGGGGACCCCGCGUACCGCAAGAACGCCACGCGGGACGCCACGGCCACGCUCAAGGCCUGGCUCAACGAGCACCGCAAGAACCCCUACCCCACCAAGGGCGAGAAGAUCAUGCUGGCCAUCAUCACCAAGAUGACGCUCACCCAGGUGUCCACCUGGUUCGCCAACGCGCGCCGGCGCCUCAAGAAGGAGAACAAGAUGACGUGGACGCCGCGGAACCGGAGCGAGGACGAGGAGGAGGAGGAGAACAUAGACCUGGAGAAGAACGACGAGGACGAGCCGCAGAAGCCUGAGGACCGGGGCGACCCCGCGGGCCCCGAGGCAGGAGGAGCGGAGCCGAAGGCGGCGGCCGCGGGCUGCGAGCGGCUGCAGGGCCCGGCCAGCCCCGCCGGCCAGGAGACCACCGAGGGCAGCCUCAGCGACUCGGAUUUUAAGGAGCUGCCCUCCGAGGGCCGCCUGGACGCGCUGCCCGGGCCCCCGCGCCCCGGCGGGCCCUCCGCCGAGGACCAGGGUCCCCACUAUCCUCCGGGCGCCCCGGCCGCAGGCGCGCACCCAGCCGCCGGGGAACUGCCGCCCGGGCCCUCGGUCAUCCACUCGCCGCCGCCGCCGCCCCCGCCGCCCCAGGCGGUGCUCGCCAAGCCCAAACUGUGGUCCCUGGCGGAGAUCGCGACCUCCUCGGACAAGGUCAAGGACGGGGGCGGCGGCGGGGGCGAGAGCUCUCCGUGCCCACCGUGCGCCGGGCCCAUCGCCGCCGCCAGCCGCGCCUCGCCAGCCCCGGCGCCCCCGGCGCGCUCGCCCUCGGCGGCGCAGUGCCCCUUCCCGGGCGGGACGGUGCUGUCCCGGCCCCUGUACUACACGGCGGCGCCCUUCUACCCCGGCUACACGAACUAUGGCUCCUUCGGACACCUCCACCACCACGGCCACCACCCUGGGCCCGGGCCAGGCCCCGCGACCACCACCGGCCCGGGCUCGCCUUUCAAUGGAUUAAACCAGGCGGUGUUGAAUCGGGCGGACGCUUUGGCUAAAGAUCCGAAAAUAUUGCUGCGGAGCCAGUCCCAGCUAGACCUGAGCAAAGACUCUCCCUAUGAACUGAAGAAAGAUGGUGGAGGUUCCAUCAGCCUGGGUCCCAGACUGAGGACAACGUGGAGCCGAGAGCCCUGCUGA